Molecule: messenger RNA, 807 nt
Organism: Acanthoscelides obtectus
Lineage: Eukaryota; Metazoa; Arthropoda; Insecta; Coleoptera; Chrysomelidae
Source: the annotation of a GenBank genome assembly
GAUAGCAAGUAGCAAGCAACGGACCGCGCACAGCCGCAUCGCAACCGAUCCGAAGACGCACUGAACGAGGCGCGGCGCUAGGGAGCCGUGCCGGGCGCGGAGUGGGGAUUUGGGUUUUGGUGGGGGGAGGGAGGAGGAUGGUCGUCGCGUCGGCGGUGUCGCGAACUACGCCGGGAGGCGGGAGGGAUCAACUCGUGUCACCAUGUGUGUCAGCUUUUUAGUCGUUUGGGGGAGUGAGAGUGCUCGCUUGACGGUUUUCUGAACAAUCAUCAAAGUGGGUUUUGUUAUCUACCUUCCGUCGCUUUGAUCUUCAAAUAGCGUGAAGGCUAUAUACAGACAUGCCAAUAUAAACUAUACUUUAGCGCAUAUCGCAAAUAUUUCGUUUCUUAUUUCAAAAAUGAAAGAUUGGGAUGUAACUUCUGAGCUGUACAAGGAAUUGAACAUCUUUAACUUAAAUCAGCUUCUUGAGCUAGAACAAUGUAAAUUUAUUCAUACAGUGAUUACUAAAGCCCAAAAAGGCAAUACUGAGAUUCAAUUUACAAAUGAUACACACAAAUAUAAUACUAGAACACAUAUAUAUAUCUACAUGUAUAAUGUUAGUACCAUAGGUUUGAAUAAUCCCAAAUCGCAAGCAUCAAAUGCAUACAAUAAAUUGCCAAAUAGCAUAAAAAGCAUUAACAAUAGCUUUAUCUGUUUUGCAAAGAAAUUAAAAGAUCAUAUUCGCAGCAAAUAACACAUUGUAUUUGUAGUUAAAUAUUGUUGAAUAUUGUAAUUAGUGGUAAGUACAUUUGGAAUGUUGAUAUUCUC